AUGUUAACCCAAUUUAUUAGUGCUCUGAGAUAUAUUGCUAAUGACUUUGAAUUAUUUUCUGAUCAUUUUAAACAAACAUCCUUGGUUACAACAGAACUUUUUAGUAAUAUAACUGACCUUCAAAUAUUAAUGUCUAAAGAUGGAAUUCAAGAAGAACAGUUAUUUUCACGACUUCAUUCACUUAAUCAACACUUAUCUGUUAUGACACCUAAUUUCUUUCUUGAUUUCUUUAAGACAUUUGAAAUAUUCUUUAGUCUUGGAAAUACAUUUUUCAGUGACAAUCCUUUUAUUUCUGAUUUAGAAAAAUUGGUUCAAGAAUCUAUUGAUUCAUCUAAAGCUAUUGGGAAUUUUAUUCCUUAUACUGGAAGAACAAUUAAAGAGAUAUUAAUAUCAGAAAAUAGAACUAUGGACCAACUUCCAAAAGCACUUGUAAUUAUUUUUGAAUGUAUGUAUAAUAAAGGAUGUUUUUGUAAAGGAAUAUUUCGUGAGAGUUCUAAUGCAUCAAUAAGACAAAUAGAAGAAUUAUGUAUGAGAAUGAGUGUAACAAAUUUUAAUGAAAUACCAUGUGAUGUUGUUGCAAGUGUGUUUAAGAAAUUUCUCAGAAAUUUACCUAUUCACAUUUUUGAUAGAACAACUACAAAGAAGAUAUUUCAAAGAUGGAUUGAAAUUAUUGAUACUCAAACAGACUCAAAGCUAAUAGUUAAUGAAAUUAAAGAAUUAAUUCAAUGUCUUCCUCCUGAACAUAUGACAGUAUUUAAAGAAACAAUGAAAUUGUGUUAUAAAAUUGUUUGUCAUUCAGAAAUUAAUGCAAUGAAUGCAAAAAAUCUCUCUGUUUGUUUAUCAACAAAUCUCAUGACUUUAAGUGAAUUCGACCAACUUCCAUUAAAUGGUGAUUCAAAGAAUGAAUAUUCGUUGUGUAUUGAUUUUAUUCGAUUUUGUAUUUUGUCAUUCACUAGUUUGUUUCCUCAAGACAUUGAUCCUGUAGUAACAAAACGAGCAAACUUCUUAGGAGAAAGAAAACCUCAACAAAUAAAUUGUUCUACUCUAACUCAGUCUCCAUCAACGGAAACUCCAAUUCAAGCACCUAACUCAAAUACUUUAGCAAUGAAAAUACCAGAGAAACAAGAAAUUAAUAAUACUAUUAAUAUUAUUCCUGUUGAUAAAACACCAGAAACUACUAAUUCAAUGGCAGAUUUUAUGAUUCAACAAAGAACAAAAAAACCUCAAAAUAGAUUGUCUAAUAAACUUUUUAACCAAAUAGAAGUUAAUGAAAAUGGUUCACUUGUACAUACCCAAAUCCGAAAAAAUAAAAAAAUAUCUGAUGAUAAAGUUACUCCUAUUUCUAUGAAAAAUUUAUUUGAUAAUACUCAAGUUCAAGAAAUAACAGAGCCUAAUAAGUCUAAUGAUAAUACAUCUAUAAAUGAAAUGUCAACAACUACACCAAUAAACUCUGAACCAAGUCAAGACACAAAACAAAAAAUAGAUAUAGCAGAACAUCAAUUCUCAAGACAAAGUACUUUAACUACUCAAAGAACACAACUCUUUGCUCCAAGAGUUAGUAAAGUUGUUUUUGGACAACGGAACACUUUAGGGUCAAUCCGUGUAACUAAUGAACAACAACUUAAAGAAAGAAUAUCAGGUGUUGAACAAGAAGACCAAAGUGUAAAUAAUAAGCAAUUAUCACCAUUAAUAACUUGUACAAAUCAAUCAAAAAGACCUGGUUCUUUUAUUUCAAAAAGGACUGGAUUUACUUGUGACUCUAGAAGUACUAUUCAAUUAAGCACUGAGUCACAAAAAAGUACAAAAGAAGAAAUUCAAUCAGUAAAUCAUCCUAAUGAAAUAAUUGGUUUUAAGAAUAAAGAGACACUUCAACAAACAGAAGGUAGUAAUCAAACACCAAUACAAAUAACUGUCCUUCCUUAUAUUCCUAUUUCACCAAAACAACCAGGAUUAAGUUCAAGCAGAGUCACUUCCAGGUUUAUAAAUAAGAAAGAAGAAGCAAAUAGACUAACAGUAGGAACAGAAUUUCCAGAAAAAGAAUUGUCUCAUGAAGGUAUUGAAACAAUGAUUCUUGGUGAACAAGAGCAAAAUGAUUUAGAUAAAUUUAAGGAAGUGACUCAAAAAGCUAUGGAUGAUGAAAAAAUUCAACAUAUACAAGAAGAACGUGAGAAACAAAAACAAUUAGAAAAAGGUUUAUGUAAAACAAAUAAUAUAACAAAUGAGGUAGUAGAAGAAAGAGUAAAAAUUCAAUAUAGUGGUAUUUUAGAAGAGAAAGACUGUGAUAAAGUAAAUGAAAUAUAUGAAUACUAA
Entamoeba histolytica HM-1:IMSS is the source of this 2310-nucleotide messenger RNA. RefSeq names its product RhoGAP domain containing protein. The record is from RefSeq and is a predicted model, not a curated record. Gene Ontology annotation, molecular function: GTPase activator activity. Bases 1 to 2310 code for a protein of 769 amino acids. The transcript has a single exon. Gene Ontology annotation, biological process: signal transduction. NCBI's taxonomy places the organism in Eukaryota, Evosea, Mastigamoebida, Endamoebidae.